CAAAACCACCUUGCAUCGAACUUUUAAGAAACGGUGGCUCUUUCAUUCGUUAUUAACAAACUAGCGCUACAAGUUUGACAGCAUCUUCAACCAUUGCGCUGAUCGCGCUUUAUUCAUAACCGCCUCGAUCUUUCGUCAAAAAGUGAAUUCUUACGAAGUUAUGUUUUUCUGGCGAUAUAGGGUAAAAGUGUGUGUUUAUGUUAAAGAAAUUUUCUUCCGAAAAGUGUUUCUUCGUUGAAUAGUGUGAAAAACGUUACGUCGUGUGGUAACAAAGUGGCGUUUCUUCCAAUCCGAAAAUCUACUGGCAGUUUGUAAAGUUUUUGCAUUCUGUCUAUGUACGGGUAAUGAAAAAGCUCCUCGCGUGAUCAGGUUUUCGUCUAGCAAUCAACUUCACAGCCUCAAUCAAGUGACAACCGAACUGUGUGGGUUUAAAAGUCCAUGCAAUUGCUUUUUGGUAAGGAGAAAAUUGGCGCACUCAACCAAACCUGCAUGUAGAAGCAAAAAAGCAGAAAAUACCACAGCUCUACUGUUAUAGUUCAAGACUUCCUAGUUCAUCGUUCCAUUCCAGCCUAAAAGUGGAGUACUCUCUUGAUUACAAGGAAUCCAGAUAUAGACUUCAUCUGGAUUCAUCUCAUGCUCAAACAAUGACCUCAACUGAUCGUCCAGCCGGAGGUGCUCUAGCAUUGCACUACGCUGCGGCUCGUGGUUGUCUGGAUUGCGUUCGCUUACUAACUGAAGCUGCACCUGACAUUAGUGCUAAUACACAAAUGGACAAUGAUGUUACGCCAGUUUACUUGGCUGCGCAGGAAGGUCACCUGGAGGUUUUAAAGUUUCUUGUCCUUGAGGCAGGUGGAUCACUUUAUGUACGAGCUCGUGAUGGUAUGGCUCCGAUUCACGCUGCCUCGCAAAUGGGUUGUCUCGAUUGCCUUAAGUGGAUGAUUGAAGAUCAGGCGGUGGACCCAAAUCUACGUGAUGGUGAUGGUGCUACACCUUUACAUUUUGCAGCAUCGCGAGGACACUUGAGCGUGGUGCGAUGGUUAUUAAAUCAUGGUGCCAAAUUGUCACUGGAUAAAUAUGGAAAAAGCCCUAUCAAUGAUGCGGCUGAGAAUCAACAGGUCGAAUGUUUGAACGCAUUGAUACAGUAUGGAAAUAAAAAAGAAGGUAACAGAGUAGAGUCUCAGGAUAAUCAAUUGAUGCCUAGUCAGCACCGCUAUGCAUUAGAAGAUGCCUAUCAGUCUCAAGCAAUGCCAGAAUCAUCAGCAAAACAGACACGAACGCGUAAAGCCUUGGUUGGGACUCAUACACACGCUGGAAAGGCAUUCACUGCUGGUCAUGAUUAUAAUCACCAUAAUAACACGAUAAAAUCGUCAAAAUCUUCAACUGGCAGCUCAGAUUCCGAGCCAUUUUAUUUACAUCCUCCAACUAUAAGUAAAACAAAGGAUGGUCUGUAUUCUCGCCUCACGCCAGAUAGCUAUUAUGACCCAGUGUUAUCAAAUGAUGGAGUCUAUGUGAAUCCUAUGCGUCAUGGGUCCACAACGCCACCCAGCCCGAGUGGCAGUGUUUCUGGAGAAUCCUUUUUUUUGCACGACCCCCAAGAUGUUAUUUACAACCGUGUCAAAGAUUUAUUUGAUGCAGAUAUUACUAUAAAGGAGGAUAAUGUCAACAAUAAUCGAUCAAUAGUGCUAGCGGAAGUACACUCUAGUAGCAGCGGAGCCGCCAGUGGUUCAGAUGAGGAUCUCUCCGUGUCUUCUUCGCAUUCCGAUGGCGAUGGCAUAGUUGGCAGUAGUGGAAUUUGUAAUGGUAGUAGUAUCGGUGGCAUUGCUAGAGAUAUAGGAGACGCAGGUGGAAAAUGUGACUCAGUAGUUGGUGUCAUCAACAACAAUCAAAAGUCAUCAAACGAUAACACAGCAAGCCAUGAGCAUGACUAUGAAGAUAUCUAUCUUAUGAGAGAUGAAACGCAGUUGGCGGGUAGUACUUCUACUAGAAAUGCAAUUGGGAGGAGCCGUUCUAGAGAUAGUGGUUCCCAUAGUCGAUCGGCGAGUGCUAGCUCAAAUAGAAGUGAUAUUGCUCUACAGCUGACUGGCAACACUAAUGAUCAGUCGCUGGUGAACAAUAAUAAGGAACAUAUGCUGCUGGCGAAACGCAACAAUUUAUUGCAUGAACAUCGACGAAACCAACAUGAGGCGAAGCUUCUUUCAAAAUCAAUGUACACCAUGGGCAAGAGCAACAUUGACCCGAGUCAAACAUUUUCUGGAGCUGCUUCGCAGCGUAAGCAUGCCGAAGACUAUCCCAUAAGUACAAUCCGUUCUUCUUGCACCAUAGAUAAUGCCUACGAAAGUGUAUGUUCACCUGAGGAUGUAUACGAGAGAACAGCAGAUAUGGAAAUUGAUGUGAAACAGCUGAAACGCUCCCAAUCUCACCAGUUUCUUAAUUUAUUAGCCAACUCUAAUAUUUCACGGGAAACAAAUGGAACAACCGUUAUUAUAAAUAGUGUCACUAACGGAACAGAUACACAUUCAACAACCAUGUCCACAUCGCCAUCAUCAGCCAAACAAAUCGAAGAAACACAAAUUGAAGGAAAAGAAAAUACAGGACCUCCACCUCCUCCACUACCACCACCAUUAAAAGCAAGCAGCUAUGGUAAUAGCGGACAUAAACCAAUUCAUGUUGCAGCUCCUGCAUCCGGCGCAACAGCACCAAUUGCAUCUUCUCGACACUCAACAGACCAGCAGAUCGGUGCAAUAUAUGGCGAACAACAAAAGUACCUGAAUGGUAUACACAAAUUCGUUCUUUUCCGUGAAGGAGACAGUCACGAAGAAUGCGCAGAAUUGAACAGAUCACAACAUCAUGAUUCAGAUUCUGGACUAGAAGUAUUAGAAGAAUCUACUCUCAAACCAUCAGAUCUGAUUCGUGGGAACCACAAUCGUAGCAUGUCAACUAUUACAGCGAAUAAGAAAGCCAAACUAAUUCAAGCCAACGGCAGUGGUGAAGGUAAUGGUGGUGGAUACAACCUACAUAGUCAAUGUGCACCUGAAAAUAGCUCACCAUACGGCUCCAAGGCAUCCCGCGCCGCACCAGUAGCGUCAGUCGACGUCCAGCUCUGCCAUCAGCAACAUCACCAUCAACCGCGGCUUGUUAACGUCCAGCCAGUAACACCAAACAACCUUCAGCAUCAGGGACCAAACUUGGUGAAUAAGCAGUUGGUCCUACCAUUUGUGCCACCCAGUUUUCCAAAUGGUACAAGUGACGGCUCGAACCAUCUGAUCAAACCAUCAGAAUAUUUAAAAAGCAUCAGUGACAAAAAAUCAAAUGCAGGCUCGCAAAGAUCAUCUGAUACUGAGGAAUAUAUGCCAUUGAACACUGCCCUCAUUGUGCAGGCGGGAUCGGAGCCGCCGAAACCGCCCCCGCCACCACCAGCGCCCCCUCUUCUCAACCUCAAUAACGCUACAAUCGCUGGCACGGCAACCCUAAACUCCACUCUGCCGCAUAACAAUACAGCAGGCGGGACCCGAUUAGGCGAACCAGCAUCCAGCGAGAAGGCACAACGCAGCGGAGUGCAUCCACCGCCUCCUCCACCACCCCAAGACACAAAUAUUCGCAAACUACACCAGCCGCUCUCGGCCAUUUCUAUUCAAGACUUAAACAGCGUUCAGCUACGACGGACUGACAAGAUGCUCGCCAAAACUUACUCAGCUCCAACACGCAGUAUAAGCAUGCAGUGUUUAUCAAGCACCACCGAACAAUUCCUUUCUCAGAAGACCGACCUAAUAGCUGAGUUAAAGUUAUCGAAGGACAUUGCUGGAGUGAAGAAGAUGAAAGUGGAGCGAGCUAAACUCGAAGAUCGCCAAGCGACUGAAGUUUACUCAGAAGUAACACGUCAGUUCACCGCUCAGAACUACGUCGAUCAGCCUUAUCAUACAGCUGAUAAGAUUUUUCAGGUACCUGAGCGCGAUAAUGCUGGAAAUGUAAUUCCCGAUUGGAAGCGUCAGAUGUUAGCAAAAAAAGCGGCAGAAAAGGCUAAAAGAGAGUUUGAAGAACGGUUGGCGCGAGAGGCUGAGGAUCGUCGAUUGUCAGCGAUUCCGAAAUGGAAAAGAGACCUCAUUGCACGCAAGGAAGAAGCAGAAAAUAAAUUGAAGUCAUCAAUAUAUACGCCAAAAGUAGAGGAGUUGCCGCGCCGAUCAGAUUCAUGGCGCACCCGGAUCACUCAAAGGGCCAUGUCGAUCGACAAUAUUAGUUCAUACGGCUCAGAAUCAGAAAUGGGUCUGCUGCGCUAUAAUAAGGAGAACCAAUAUCAAUUCCAAGCUUCCAAUUCUUCAGGAUCUGGAUAUUUUGGACAAGGAAGCGUUAGCACUGGUAAAAUAAUGCACGGUGUUUCGGGAGGCACUGUAAGUCACCAAAUACCCGGCAACGGCAGGCGUUGUUCUAUAGAAAAUAUUAGCAAUGCAAAGCUCGAAGGCGGAACUGCUCACGGAUAUCACCUACCUGAUGUAACAUCACCCACACAGUGUGAUUCUGUGUGUGGUAAUGAGGACAACGAUGACAGUGAGCAGAUUAUCCCGUGGCGAGCUCAUCUCCGGAAAACUAAUAGUCGACUCUCUCUCAUUGGCUAAGUGCUGUUUUAUGAAUAAACCUGUAAUAAACGAAACUGGAGACUAAAAAGAAGGUAGAGAACAAAAACGAAAUUUUACCAGGCGUCCAUUUUGCCUAUAGUCAUCUUAUAGGGUUUCCUAAGGUUUUUAGUUGCUUCCCGAAUUUGUUUGGUUGCUUCCCAUAUAUUUUUUGUCUGUUUUCUCUUAACGAUGUGUUCUCUGUUACGAUUUUUGUACAUUCCUCUUAAUUGUUUGGUUCAAUUGUAUUGAUGUUCAAUGGGUGUUGAUGUUCAAUUGGGGGUAUGAACCAAACAUCUAUGGGAAAUGGUUAAUAAAUCGUGAGACAAUCCCAAACAAUUACGGGCGCCAAUCAAUAAAUUGUGGGAAACCCUGUUCAAAUUUGUUACACGAUUCUCUACAACUUAUGCAUGUAAGAAGGUUUUCAUAGAAAGCAUUGUACGUGGCGGGUUUAACAGUAAGCGGACUAAGAGAAUGCCAAGGGUUAUCCCGCCUUUUUGUGCCCCGAAGAUAUUAAGUCCAGCAUAUGUUUUCCAUAUAGUCUCUGAAGGUUCUGUAGUUGAAUUCCAGUUGAAAAAAUAGUAGUUGUGACUCACCUUUACUACGAAUAAUUGAUAAACAACAACAACAACAACAACAACAAUAAUAAUAAUAAUAAUAAUAAUAAUAAUAAUAAUAAUAAUAAUAAUAAUAAUAAUAAAACUAUUGCACUUACAAACUACUAUUCAUACAGUCGCAAAUCAGUCCUAAGCUAAUGCAUUUACUUAUUCACUACAGUAAUAAGUCGCACUUAUCAACGCACCUCCCUCCCUUCCUCGUUUUUAAUAUUCUAUUAACCGUUUGGACCUAGACACCCUAAACUCGCCACUGUACUGUUUAUAUGUAAUAGUUGUAAGAUAGAACAAAUAGUUUAAUAGAAAUGGAAAAAGACUUCGAUGAACUGAUGUAGAAAUUAAGAAAAGAAGGAAAAAACAGAGGAAUAUCAAAAAAGAAAACUAAUAACCUAAGAUUUCGUUUGCAAUAUUAUCAUCAAUGAUGUACUUGUUACUAUAAAUGUCAUCAUAAUUAUUGUUACUUUAUUAUAAUUAA
Anopheles arabiensis is the source of this 5696-nucleotide messenger RNA. RefSeq lists its product as uncharacterized. The record is from RefSeq and is a predicted model, not a curated record. Gene Ontology annotation, molecular function: actin filament binding. Lineage: Eukaryota; Metazoa; Arthropoda; Insecta; Diptera; Culicidae. Bases 645 to 4610 code for a protein of 1321 amino acids. Gene Ontology annotation, cellular component: cytoplasm. The transcript has 13 exons. Gene Ontology annotation, biological process: actin filament bundle assembly.